Bactrocera dorsalis (oriental fruit fly) is the source of this 8102-nucleotide messenger RNA. RefSeq lists its product as uncharacterized. The record is from RefSeq and is a predicted model, not a curated record. The transcript has 7 exons. NCBI's taxonomy places the organism in Eukaryota, Metazoa, Arthropoda, Insecta, Diptera, Tephritidae. The coding region runs from base 5872 to 7002 and encodes 376 amino acids.
AGAUGGCUGCAUUGUGGAAGGCCAAGUGAAGUGUCGGCAGUUAAUGGUGUUAGUGUAUUUUAAGCUUCACGGCCAAAAGGAUGCAAAUCACUAUGCGACUAUAGGCGAGUCCUUUCAUGGUGUUUUAAUAAAACAAUCAGACGCGUCGAAUCCGUUACAUUGUGUUCGUGUGUAGUUUACCGUUUGAAUGCGUGUUCGUACGUCGUGUCGUGCCUUGGCAUUGCCAACAAAUGUACGCCGCAUUCGUCGGUCGUGUGAAACGUGUUUCAAAUUUGCACGUGUGUCCUUGCGACGCUGACGCUGACGCUUCACUCGCAUCUGUUUUCGCACCACAGACACAACGCGUGCAUACGGAUUUGUGCGCGAGUGUGCGUGUCACAAUAGAAACAUUUGUAAUAAAAGUAUAAAAAUCGUCGGGAAGUGGAAAUGUGACACGUUUUGUGUAGAAAAAAUAUGAAACCGUUAUAUGGCGCAGUGGAAAAAAGUUGCACGCGAUUUAAUGCAGGCUUAAAGUAGUCGUCAGGCGUCAGGCAGAUAAACGAAAUUGACUGAGAAAAAUGCUCAACGAAUUGCAAUCAAAACUAGGCGAGUGGCACAGAACUACCAUUUCGCUGAGGAAUGAAGCUUAGGAACUUUUGAAAAAAAACGAAAUUUGAAUAUGAAUAAAAGAGAGAUGGAUUGACCCGAUUAUGCAGAACAGUGUAAUACAUAGUAAUAAUGCAUUGACCUGGCAUUGCAGAAUUGUUAACAAAACACCGCCGGAUCUGGCCCUGACAGAUAAUUUUUAAAGUUCAUGCCAACUUGCUAGGAACUAGCUCAUUCUGUCUCAAGGGAGACAAAUUUUGGGGUUUUGUCCAACUAACUUAAAAUGAAUACACAAUAUAGAAACUUUUUAUUACGAAUCCAACUGAAGCUUAAAAUUAAAAUGUCUUAGUUCCUGGUAAAGCUGAAAAAAGCCAAGUCAAGUUAGCUCAGGGAUUUCCAAUGCAACUCACCUAGAAACAGUAGUCUCUAAUGUUAACUAAACUGUCAUAAAAAGCUUCAUUUCAGACGAUUGUUUCAGCAGCAAAAUCAUUCUACAUAGAAAGGAACGAGCAGUAAUCACUUGGUGCCAAAUCCGGACCGAAUCGGAUACAAGAUGGAUGCAUAAAACUAUCUAAACCAACUUAUCUUGAAGCGAUUUUUCCUCCAGCAAAAUCAUUUGACAUCGGAAGGAACAGCUAGUGAUCACUUGGUCCCAUUUUGGAUUCGAAGUUUGAUGCGCUGGAUGCUCCCAACAAGCUUCUGGCGAGUCGUUGUCGGGAUGCUUGGCCUAACAUUGUUCCGAUGGCACACAUUUAUUCUCAUAUCGUCUAACCCUGGCCUUUUUUGGGCGAUUGCUGCAUUCUGACAGUCCAAUUUUUCACUAUACAAAUGUAAAUUAAGAGUCUGGCUGUUGUGGAGCAGCACAUAGUGGAAAAUUUCUUGGCUCUAGAGCUUCUACCGAGUCAUUAUCGAUAUGUGUGGGCUGGAGUUGUGCCUAUAGGACGAACUUCUUCUCCUAUUACCCAAAGCUAGCCGCUUCUGGGCGAAUGCUUAUAUCCAACUGUCUUAUUCUCCACAAUACAGAUAGGGAAUGAGAGUUCGGACCUAGGGAAGUAGCUCAUAGAAGAAUCAUAAUCGAUGUGCAUGACCUGGUGUUGUCCCGAUGAAACACAUUUCAUUUCCUUUUGGCCAAAGCUGACCACUUUUGGGCGAAUGCUUCUCUCUGACUGUCUUAUUCUCCACAAUAUAGGUCGGAAAACUACGUCUCUACUUAUUUCGCUGGACAAACUUACAUAGACUUAGCGUAGAUUCAGGCAAGAUUUAUGCCAAUAAGUUCGCGUUCUAAUAGCCACCAAGUUAUAAUAGCAUUCAUGGCCCCCAAAGGUUAAAGUAGUGAAAAAAAUUGACUAAGCCAAUUAUGCAGAGUCAUUUAAAACAAUUUCUUUCUGAACUUGUGCCCUCUUUUUGCUAACCAAGGAGGCGCAGAGAGACUGUAAGCCAACCGCGAUAAAAACGGAUAUCACUUUAGCGACUCGUUGGGCAAGCAGCCAACAGGCAAUCAGCCACUGCGACUUGGCUGGCAUUUAACACAAUCAUUAAAUAAUAACUUGCUGGCAUUUCCAUUUGCAUUUCAUGCACCCCUCAUUCCCCUCUACACAUUUCAUUUUUGCAAUUAUGCCAGCUGGACAUUUGAACGCAUAAUGCUGCGGAGAACACUUGUUAAUGAGGCCUGAGCCUAGUAAUUAAAGAACGCUGUCUAACCACACAACUGCAGAGCGAUGGGUGAAUGCGCCUAAAAAUGUGCCACAAUAUAGUGUGUAUAGAAAAGUGUAAACUGCAUAAGUAAAUCGAUGUACGCGCAUGUGUUGCGAUGGCUAGGGCAGCACGCAGCAUCCGCGCGAUUGCAUACGGGACACAGGCCCGUAGCCAGCUUUUCAUUUCGGGGGGGGCUGAAGUAAAAACAUAUAUGUAUAAACUUUAAAUUUUCUGUUUAUUAAAAAAAACGAUAUAAAUUCAUAUACAUAUUACUUAAAUGAUUUGGUAGUUGUAACUUAAAUAAGUAAUAUUUUUCUUUUCUUCUUUUUUGCCAUAUCAUUAAUUACUUCAUCUGGAUCUAUUUUAAUAUCCCAGUGCACUGCAAUAACAGCAAGUGCACUCAGCCGCUCAUUGCCCAUCACACUGCGUGGUAAAGUUUUUAUUCUUUUUAAGGUUGAAAAAGUUCUUUCAACGGAAGCGGUCGUCAUUGGAAGAGUUGCUAAAAUUGUAAGCAGGUAGUGAAUAUUUUUAAAAUACGUUGCAUCGCAAUGUUGCAGUAAUUUCAACACUUCUAUGGUUGGAUCUAUUGUUGAUAAGCUGGCACACCACAAUCGAUACUCUGAUUUUAAUGCUGUCAUUGAUAUUUGCUCCUCAAAGUAAAUAGUUAAAUUUUUUAAUUCUUCGGCAUUAUCAAUUGCAGCAAAACCUGGGAGUAGAAUUUGAAAUGACGAGAGUAUAUCCUCAUUCACUAAUAAACGUUCUGUCAUCUUUUGAAUCAGAGCAUCAACGCAUGGAAUAAAUAUUGUAACUCUGAAGUGGCUUUCAGGGGUUGUGCAAGGUGGAUUAGCACGAGUAGUUUGACGCGAAGUGUCAAAAAGAUCUUUAGACAUUUGUGAUGCUGUUUGGAAAAUAUCGUUGAAAAAACCAUCCGCUGUUUCUGUUGUAGUUUGUUGUUUUAACGGUUAGCUAAUCCCCGUUAGGAUGGUAAGGGUUGUUUGUGUUGUCGUCGAGAUCAUCUAUCGGUAGGCCCAAGAAACGUGCUGUUUCGACGGGGUCGGAUCAAAGGGAAGAGGGUGUUAGAUGGGUGGGGUUUGUGGGGCAUGCAAAGAGGUCGCCAGUGUCAUGCGGAGACUCGUUGCAUGCAGGACAUACAUUAAUACCUAAUGUCGGGGUCGAUUCUGGAUAAGUAGGAGUUUAACCUGCUACAGUACCCAGAACGAAGUUGCGCUAGGGUCACUCGCGUUUCUCGCGGCAACUGGAGCUCUUCAUCUGCAAUAGGUGGUGCUUUGACUCCAAGAACGCCAUUCACGGGAAGGGAGUCGGUGAAGGUGUUAAUGGCUCCACUGUGAAUGGCGGUCAGUGCCUGUCUGAAGUCUGUAGCGUCCGAAGUGCGGUCGGCGUACUGUACGAUGUCGUCGACGUAGUCGAGGAAUGACCUCUUGAUGCUCCUUGGAGGCGGCUCCGCUCCAAGCAGAUGGCUGCAAGGGUGAUUCCUACGGAAACACCCCAGCAGGAACUGCCUGGAGAGGAGUUCAUUAUGCUCCUUUACAAGAAGCAUGCGCGUCUCACUAUGGAGGUGUUCGAUGGGAGACAUCAAGAGACAUCCCGUCGUAGUCCGGAGUGCUGUGUUCUGGCAGGUCUGUAGUUUCCUCAUCUGCGUGCCACUGCAUCCAGGCGACCAUAUCGGUGCUGCGUAGUUGAGGACCGGCCGGCCGAUUGCCUUGUAAGUUCCCAACAACGUUUCUUUGUCUUUUCCCCAUGUGCUGCCGGCUAGCGACUUGAGGAUCUUGUUGCGGCUCUGUACUUUGGCGAUAAUCGCGGUCGUAUGGGGAGAGAAGGAGCAUAGACUAUCAAGGGUUACGCCUAAAAUUUUAGGGUUAUUGACAGUCGGAAUUUUGACGCCGUCGACUGCAAUAUCAAGCUCAAGUCUAUACUCCUUCGUCCAGUUUGUGAAUAUGGUCGCCGUGGAUUUGGUGGGGGAAAGUUGGAGAUUCCGUGCAGUGAGGAAACGAGAAAGGUCGGAGAGGUAGCUGUUCACUUUCGAACACAUGCCAUCGAUUCCAUUGCCCGACGUCAAUAUCGUGCAGUCAUCAGCGUACGAGGUUAUGGAGACCCCCUCUGGUGGUUGAGGAAGUUUCGAGAUAGAGAAAUUAAACAGUAACGGGGAGAGGACACCACCCUGCGGAACCCCCUGUUUAAUUCUUCUAAGUUUAGAUGUUUCACCUCGAAAUAGUACGGAUGACUGACGACCGUUCAGAUAGUUCAUGGUCCACCUCUUAAGCCCUGGAGGGAGAGUGGUUUUUUCAAUGUCCUGCAGUAGCGUUGUGUGGUUGACCGUGUCAAAAGCUUUUGACAGGUCCAACGCUACGAGGAUCGUUCUUUCGCAGGGUGGUUUCUGGUUGAGGCCACGAACUAUCUGGGCGUUUAUGACGCUAAGUGCUGUGGUGGUGCUGUGCACUUUGCGGAAACCAUGCUGGUGGCUGGCUAGGCUCAGGUGGUAAGUGAAGGUCGGGAGUAACAAGGCCGCAAGUGUCUUCACUACUGGGGAGAGGAGAGUUAUCGGUCGAUAAGAUUCCCCUUUGUUGGCGGGUUUCCCAGGUUUCAGUAGUGGGACCACUCUUCCGACUUUCCACACAUCGGGUAUUUGAAUAGUGGUGAGCGACAGGUUGAGGACCUUGGUGAGAUAUUUUACUUCCGUCGAGCCUAGAUGCUUUAACAUUAGCAUGUUGAUUCCGCUGUUUCUCUUAUCUGGUGCAGAGUUCUUAUUAAUUCUUUGGCUCGGUUCACUGCUGAUACAAAAUCCAUAGAUUUUUCUUGGAGUUGCACAGACAGUGGCAGCGUUAAGCUGAACAAUUGCUCACAGACGAAUAGACUAAGCAAAAAAUCGCUUUUCUCUACCGCUGCUAAGAAGGCUGAUGCUUUAGACGAAAUGGACCAUGUCUUACUCGAAAUUAUUUCCAAACUUAGUACAAUGAAUUUGAAAAGCUCCACAAAGCUUAUAAUGCUUUCAUGCCUUUCUAUAAACCUUGUUUCACAAAGGCGAACAAGUCGUCUUUUUUUGCUUUCUGGUGCGUGCUUCUGUAUAACGUCCUGGAAAGUUAUGUUUGCAUUUGAAUGGUUUCUAAAUAAAUUUUCUAUUUCAUUGACAAUACCAAGGCAGUUCCGUAUUGAACGUGCUUUUGGAUACAGUUGCCUUAUCCUGGUUUGCACUCCACUUAAAUGCCCUGACAUGUUUGCUGCUCCGUCAUAUCCCUGUCCAACCAACUUUGCCAUAUCAAGAUGGAGAUCUGUACAACGCUUAAGUAUGACUUUUGAUAAGUUUUCAGUCACCGUCUAGUGUAGUUGCGUACGACUGUUAUAGGUUUGAGCUGAGUUGUGUAUAAGAGUUUCAAAAGAUUCAGUCAGUGAUAAAUCCUUUUUAUUUGCGAUUUAUUUAAAAAAUUUCCUUAUUUCGGGGGGGGCUUCAGCCCUCUAGCCCCCCCCCUGGCUACGUGCCUGACGGGACACAAAUAAAUUCAUUCGCCACUGUGAGUCGACCAAAAUAGACGUGCGCUAGGUUUUGAGCGUGAACGUGUGCGUGUGUAUAUCGCGAUGGGUGAACGCAUAGCAGCAGCAGCGGCGACGGCCGUCGGUGCGCGGCAUUCGCGCAUCAGUCCAACACCGGGCCGUGGCAGUAAGGUCGCCUAUACGCUGUGCCCGCGCAUGGAGCCGCCGGAUGAGAAGGCAGCGUUGCAGGUGCAGCGGCGCACCUCGGCAGCGAAGGGGCCGCCAAAUUGUGUGGCCAUACCGAUGUCAUCCAUACAGACUAACACAAAAGUUGGUUACGACAAUGCGGCCGGCACAUCGGCUGCAGUGCGCUCGGAACCGAUUUCAUUGUCAGCGCUGGAUCGCGAUUGCUUUAUUAUACCGGUACACAGUGUCGAUCGUUUUUUGCCAGCUGGCAUACCGCUACCCGCCCCCUCAGCUGAUGGUAAAACCAAUAGCCCACUCAGCAUAUUAGAGGUCUCCGAUCCGAAAUUAUGCAUACUCGUACAUUUGAUGAGUCCUUUGGAACCGAUUGAUCCAAUGCUGGAGUCGCCGCUGUCACAUCCAUUGUUGAAACAACGCGCCGUUGCGGCCGAGCUCGUCUCCGAGGUGCAGCAGGCGAAUACGGCGGUGGGUGGCAUGCUACUGGCCAAUAUGGAGAAGAAUGCGGAUUUUCCAUUUAUAUCGUACUAUUUAAUCAAUACUACACAAACGGAUCCAUCGCACUUUUACUCGGGCAUACGCGUCUCAUCACUAUCGAAAUUCGAGCCGAAAUCACUAAAAUAUACUGCCGCUCAUACCUUGGACUUGUACAGCGAAGUGGCUGCCAUUUGCCGUCCGCCAUUGGUAUUAGCACCCAAUGAAAGUGGUAGCUUCAAGAAGACACAGACGCCAGCAACAGGCUAUAUAAUCAGCGUGUUUAAGGUUUUUGAAGGCGAUGACGGUGAACGUUUUGAGAAGAAUUGGCUGUACUGGACGGGCGCGCGUAUGCUAUAUCGUUAUUUGCCACGCGCCGCUGGUCUACGUCGUAUUGCUCUACAUAAGAGCACCUCGCAGCGUGGCGAUAAAAUGUAUUUGUUGGUGUGCGAAUGUGCUGACUUGCUCAAGGAUAUCUCUUCUGCUGCCUUCUUGAUACCCGCACUACGAGCGCGCCUCUGCGGCUACACGGGACUUUACAAGCCAAUACAAGUGUUCUAAGGUUAUGAGAAAACAUAAAAAAUAAACAACAACAAUUGUCAAUAAAAAAGUAAAAUUUGAGUAGGAAAGCAAGAACUGUAUAACGACAUACAUACAUACACACGUGUGAUAAAUUUAAAUUAAGACAAAAGAAUCCAAAUUGAAAAUUCGAAGAAAAUAAAAAUGAGAAAAAAAAUCAAAAAACUGUUGCAUUAAAUUGAAAAUUGUUAUUUAUUUAUAGAACACAGAUUUAAUAAAGCAAAAAGUGCUAGAAAUAUGAACAUGUGGCAAGCUCAAAAUUUUAGUAGUAAUUUAUAAAAUUGUUUAAAAGUGAAAUAAAAAGAGUAAACUUUUAAUAUGAAUAAAAUAAAAUAAUUAAAAACUUAGUCCAAUAAACCGAAAAGAAAUAACGUUUUUGAACAAUCAGCUUUUAGAAUGAAAAGAUAUGGCAAUAAAGUUGGUACAAUUUUCGCAUGCGAAUGAAUAUUUAGCAAAUAAAAAAAAACAACAGACGAACAUAUACAUAUACAUACAUAUAUGUAUAUAUGUUAAAAUCUACGCAUAUGCAUCUAACUAUUUUUGAAACUACACACCUACGUGAAUAGAAAAAAAUAUAAAAAUAAAUAAUAAUAAAUAAAUAUAUUUAUUAGCCAAAUUAAGCAAUAAAAUAAAUUAAAAUUAAAAAAAAUAUUCAAUAUGAAUUAAUUCUUGCAUACAUACAUAUGUAUGAUCUUUUAUAACUGCUUCAGCACACCAAACUGCAUAUGUAUGCGUGUGACUACAAAUGCCGUUAGCAAUACAAUAUGGCAACGUACAUAAUACUGGCUAAGCCAUAUAAGAGCUUUAAAAUACUUUUUCACCACACUAUUACAUGACCAGCAGGUCACUACUACCGAAAUUCAAAAACAUUAAAAGGAUUAGCGUGGAAACUAACAUAUAGACUCCGUGUACUCGUAGGAAGGGAAUGAACGAUCACACGUACACCAGAGUUUCCGUGAAAUUUGUCAAUUGGGCCUUAAGUCACUCAUAGAAACUUUAACAGAAAUCUCUUGUAGCGUUGUUGGGUAAUUAACAGGUGAUUUAAUCGAUUGGUGACUUGUAGAGUGGUCACAUAUUUAGUA